Messenger RNA from Aspergillus heteromorphus CBS 117.55, 1168 nucleotides. RefSeq names its product putative ubiquitin-conjugating enzyme. Bases 7 to 1083 code for a protein of 358 amino acids. The record is from RefSeq and is a predicted model, not a curated record. The transcript is spliced from 4 exons. Lineage: Eukaryota; Fungi; Ascomycota; Eurotiomycetes; Eurotiales; Aspergillaceae.
CGCAUCAUGUCGACCUCCCGCCUCCCCAACAUCCCCGCCCUCAGGAAACAUGGUGCUGACCGCUCCCGCAGCGCAAGCUUGCAACAUGCCGCUCCUCCGGGCACGUACGUGAGCCUCAGCCCCGGCGAUCCAACUCUCUGGCUGGGCGUCAUCUUCGUUCGCUCCGGUCCCUAUGCCUCCGCCGUCCUCCGCUUCCAGAUCCGCUUCCCCGCCUCCUAUCCCGACAUGCCCCCUCUGGUCAAUUUCGCUACCGACGUCUUCCACCCCCUGAUCGUGCCCCUCACCACAUACACCUUCAGCACUGGUGCGUCGAGCGAAGACCCCGUCAGCGCCACGGACGACGAGCGCUUACCCCCUGGUGGGUUCAGUCUGCGGCAUGGAUUCCCGCACUGGUUUGGACGCGCCAAGCGCGCGGGGUUGAAUUCGAAUGCUUCGGUUAAGGAUACUAGUGGAAGGAAUUCGAGUGCUAGUGGUGGGGUGCCCGAGUCUCCGGUUAAGGACAAUGGGGUAGAUGAUAAUGUUCCCGGUUCGCCGGCGGAGCAGUCUACGGGUGGAGGUGAAGGGGAGGGCGAUAAAGAGGAUGGAGAAAGAGAUAGGGAUGUGGAUGGUAAUGGGGAUGGGGAGGGAGAGAGAGAGGAGACGGAGGAGGUCCUUGUCGUACCCCCCGUUGACAAACCGGUCGAACCGCGGAAAACAGUCCCGGCUUCGGUCUUGUUGGAUUACAUUCGGUCGACGUUCGAUGAUGAGGCGGUUCUUGACUCUUUGCCGCUCGAGGCGGCAGGCAAUCCCAGUGCGUGGCAUGCGUGGAAAGCACACAGGAAGGAGAGCAGUAGCGCUGCGUCGCUCAGUGAUCUGAAGAAGGGAAGCCCGCAGGCCAGGCUCCCGGGUGAUUGGCACUGGGAUGGGAUCUGGGCCAGACGUGUGCAGAACGAGAUCGAGGCUAGUAGCUCGGAUGCAACGUUGUUCGGGAACGUGGCGCGAGGGGGCGUGGAAGAGAUGAUUAGGUUCUCGAGACUCGAUGAUACUACGUUAACCUCGAUCAAGGAGAUCAUGAUCCCGCGGACGGGCGAAGUGCGCGAUUAAUUCGAUAUACCCAUCAAUAAAAGUUCCCGGGGAUUCCAGUUGAUCUGAUAUACCUACCUAAUACAUAAUUAAAUUAUGGUUUCAG